AUGCCGUACCAGCUGCCCACCGGGAAAAAGCCCGACUUGUCGCUGGCAUGGGUGUGGGGCUGCAUGGCACAGUUCUUGGUCCCCGAGCAGCAGCGUGGUGGGAAGCUGAAGCCGAAGGCCAAGUGGGGCCUUCAUCUCGGCGUGUCGGAGGAGAGCAUGGGCUGGGAGCUCCUCGACAUCGCCGACAACCGGGUGGUCACCACGUCGGACGUGGUCUUCUACGAGGACAUGUCGCUGGAGGUGUGGACGUUGGAGCACUGGCCGGCGUCGGGACAAACGCCUACUACCCCGCCGACCGAGACCUCGACGGCGUCGCUCCAUUUGCUCGCCGGGGUCAGUGAGCCUGCAGCUAAGGAUGUCAGGGAUGUCCCCUCUCCCUCCCCCUCCCCUGCCCCUCCUUCCCCUCCCUUUGUUGCCAAACUACGUGGGCUGACUCCGGUGUCGGCCUCUGGCGAUGAGGUGUGCAGUGGAACGCCGUCUCUGGCGCCGGCCAAGAGCAUCGCCGGUGGCCGACGUGACGAGCAGCAAGUCGACGUAGGAGGGAAGUCGAAGUUGAUAGGGGAGGAGCAGGUCGAGGAGGUGCAGCCGACUUGGGUGAAGCCGGCGAAGAAAGCACCAACAGGGCAGCAGUCGACAGGGGAGCAGGCAGCAACAAAGCCAACCAAGGAGCAGUCGGCGACCGGGCUGUCGGCAGGGGAGCUGACCAUAGGGGAGACGUUGGCUGGGAAGCAAACCGAGUCAGGCCGAAUUCGGAGGCCACCCGACUUCUUCGUCCCCGCUGCCUUCACCACGGUGUACGACGUGGACGACGAUGACCUGGCGUACGACGACGCCGAGGAUGAUGAGGAGUUUCCGGAGCUCGACCCCAACAGGCAUGCCAACCCCAAGCACCGUUGGGAUAUCUCAAUGACGACGGUGAAGAAGGCGUUGGCGAGCUGGAAGGGCCCGGCGGUGAAGGCCGCCAUGGAGGAGGAGAUCCGCAGCCUCAUCAACAUGGGCACGUGGGAGCUAGUCGAACGCACACCGGGAGCGAACAUCAUGAAGAACCAGUGGGUGCUGAUGACGAAGUACCAUAUCGACGACAACGUCGAGCGCAAGAAGUAG
Messenger RNA from Closterium sp. NIES-65, 1104 nucleotides. NCBI's taxonomy places the organism in Eukaryota, Viridiplantae, Streptophyta, Zygnematophyceae, Desmidiales, Closteriaceae. The record is from the annotation of a GenBank genome assembly.